UAGAAGAGACUGGAAAUAAGGACCACACAGAAGCAACAAGGGAUAAUACAAUGGAGGAGCAAGAUGUGAUUGAUCAAUCAUUUGGAGGUGUCAAUGAAUUGUCUAUGUCUCCACCUACCUCAUUUGAUGUGAUUGGGGAGCCAUCAUCAAUUCCUUGUGCUGUUGAAAUGAUCCCAACACCUACACCACAAAUGAAUUCCACAAAAUGGAAGGAUUUGAUUAUUGGAGAAGGACAAAUAUUUCCAAAUGCCACUGCUCUUCGAGAAACAUUAUACAAGUACAGCCUAUCCCAGAAGUUUUCAUACCUUUUUAUUAAGAAUAAUCAGCAAAAGAUCAUUGUGAAGUGCAAGGUUGAUGGUUGUCCAUGGUAUAUGGGUGCAUAUUCAAUGGGAGCACAUCAAGAUACUGAGUUUUUAACUAUCAGAACAUACAAAAGUGAACACAUUCAUCAUGCACAGGACACCUUAAUUGUUUCCCACUCAGGAAGGUCAAAUUUAGCUGCUUCAAUUGUCAUUGAUGACUUGAGGUGCAAUGUUGACAAGAGUCCUAAUGAAAUUAGAAAGGACUUGUAUAAAGAAUAUGGAGUGCAAUUGAACUAUACUCAAGCAUAUAGGGUCAGGAAGAGAGCACUAACAGAAUUACAUGGUCGAGUAGAAGAUUCUUAUAAGGUAAUCCCUUGGAUGUGUGAGAGACUCAUGGAAACUGAUCCUGACACAGUUGCAAGAUGGGAAGGCUCAGAUAGCAACCGAUUUGAGAGGCUCUUCAUUGCAUAUGGAUGCUCAGUUAAAGGCUUUGUGCAAGGUUGUAGACCAAUUAUUUAUAUAGAUGGAUGUCAUUUGAGUGGUCCUUACAAAGGAACUUUAUUAUCUGCUUGUGCAUUUGAUGCAGACAAUGAGUUGUUUCCCUUAGCAUAUGGUAUUGUUAGCGGAGAAACAAUUGAUGAGUGGACUUGGUUUCUACAGAAUUUGAAGGAGAUAACCAGAUCAGCACAAGUGACAAUUGUCUCAGAUCGGAGUAAUGCUAUCAUCGGUGCUGUUAGGACAGUAUUUGAUGGUGAGAGACAUGCUUUUUGCUAUCGACAUGUGAAAGAAAAUUAUAGUGCGCAGUAUGUGAAAAUCAAUAGAGGUGUGAGACGGACCUCAGAAAAUAACAAGGAGAACGCACUUAAUUUACUUGAUGGAAUUGCAUAUGCAAGGCAUGACAAUGAGUUUAAUGUUGCAAUGGGAAAUUUAAGAUUGUUUUGUCCACAAUUGGCACAAUGGGUUGAAUCUGAUGGGGAUGUGAUAGAUGGGCGCAAAGUAAAUUUCCUUUUAAGAGAUGGGAUAACAUCACCAAUAAUCUUGUUGAGUCUUUUAAUGCAUGGAUGUUAA
Molecule: messenger RNA, 1370 nt
Organism: Neltuma alba
Lineage: Eukaryota; Viridiplantae; Streptophyta; Magnoliopsida; Fabales; Fabaceae
Exons: 2
Coding region: 51-1370 (439 amino acids)
Source: RefSeq, a predicted model, not a curated record